This is a messenger RNA of Daphnia pulicaria, 1790 nucleotides long. RefSeq names its product ammonium transporter Rh type A-like. Lineage: Eukaryota; Metazoa; Arthropoda; Branchiopoda; Diplostraca; Daphniidae. Gene Ontology annotation, molecular function: ammonium channel activity. The transcript is spliced from 5 exons. Gene Ontology annotation, biological process: ammonium homeostasis; ammonium transmembrane transport. Bases 815 to 1765 code for a protein of 316 amino acids. Gene Ontology annotation, cellular component: plasma membrane. The record is from RefSeq and is a predicted model, not a curated record.
UCAAAAUUGGCGACGAAAUCGAUCGGUAACGGCAUGAAUCAUGCUUGCGUCAUCGUUGAUCUGAGACGAAAAAGUCUGCUGACGAUAAUACGGAUAUUGUGGAAUUGUUGGCAAGCAUGGCUCGUCCCGUAAUAGAAUUGCAUCUUCUCUUCUCUAUAUUUCUCACGUUCUACUGGUUUCACCGAAAUAUACGCGUGCUAGGCUUGAUUUAUUCUUUUAAUUGCGGCACAGAUUCUGCCCUUUAAGUCCAAUGAGAUAAAGACACGUCAGCGUAAAACUGGCGCAUACUGUUUUUUUUUUAUCUGGGUUGCGAUGGGCUGAAAUCAACCUACAAAGGAAUUCAUUCAUUCAUUAAAUCAAUUUUGAGGAAGAUGUCAAUCUUUCUCCCGUUGCCUCUAAGAGCAGUUCAUAACCAUGGAAAAAUAAUGUACACUGAUAUUUAGUCAAAUCGAUAGUUCUUAAGUAUAAAUAUCUGUGAUGCUAGAAUAUGCUGGCAUUAUUCAGUAAGUUCAGUUAUCUUAAAGUGUUAUCAGUUUUAGAAAUAAAAUAAAAAAAUCGUAUCACAUAACAAUACCGGUACAUCUAUCGGAGAAAAGAACAAACUGCGGAGGACGAGGUCGAGGUUAAGUGUCAGAGGCCAAAACCCAAAACGGCACUAUGUGUUUCGUAGGUAAAAGGACAGAAAAAAGGACAGAAAAUCUUGCGCGUAUUGCAUAUAUAAGAAAGUUUCUCUCGACCUGCUUGUUCAAUCACGUUUCUUACCUACUCAGUGUUACGCGCUUACAAUAAAGUAUUUUGUUUCACAUCAGCCAAAAUGAUGAAUACAUGUAAAAAAAUAUUGAAGAAUGAGAAACUGUUGGUCUGCGCUAUUCUUGUGCAAUUGCUUCUCGGAUGUGCGUUUACUUUAUUGGUCGAAUACGGAAACGAAUCCAAUGGAGCUUUCCUGGGAAACAGUUUACAUGGAGUGUUUGUACAAGUGAGCGGACCAAAAUCCGGAAAAAAUUCGCUACCCAACAGCUAUUACAUGUUUCAGGAUGUUCACGUGAUGAUGUUCAUCGGGUUUGGAUACCUUCUAAUAUUGAUGAAAAGGUCCGAUCACAAGUCUUUAAUUUCAUAUUUUCUGGUCACGGCAAUCAGUCUUCAAUGGGGAACCCUCUGCUAUGGAUUUUUUCGCACCAUCAAUGGGAAAAUUCAUCUAAACAUUAAUACCUUAUUAAAUGCUGAUUUUGCCUGCGCCGCAGUUUUAAUUUCGUGUGCAGCGGUUGCGGAAUUGACGACACCGCUGCAAAUCUUCUUGAUGUCUCUGUUGGAAAUUAUCUUGUAUUCCACCAAUAACUGGAUCGGAUCUUUAGUGUUCCAGGCAUCAGAUGUCGGAUCGUCCAUGUUCGUCCACGUCUUUGGGGCGUACUUUGGUUUGGCUGUUAGUUUCGUUUUAUAUCGCGGCACAGCUUAUUGCGCUGAGAGACAGUCCAGCAAAGACGAAGCCAGCAGUGACUCAAUUGGCGAAACCCUUUCCACUGCUGUUGGCACUAUGUUUCUGUGGCUUUUGUGGCCUAGUUUCACCGGGUGUUUGGCAAAAGGUGAUGCCGAGCAAUUUCGAGCCAUCAUCAACACCUAUUAUUCACUAUCGGCCAGUUGCGUGACAGCGUUUGCCGUCUCGUCUCUCGUUUUCAACUGCUUCGUGUGCGCUGAAGAUAACAGACGACGCAGUUUUAACAUGGCAAAUAUCUUACUAGCCUACUCAAGUCGGAUGAAAUUUGGUUAGGAUAAUUGUAUGCCUAUAUACAGGU